Messenger RNA from Chenopodium quinoa (quinoa), 1027 nucleotides. RefSeq lists its product as uncharacterized. Lineage: Eukaryota; Viridiplantae; Streptophyta; Magnoliopsida; Caryophyllales; Amaranthaceae. The transcript has 2 exons. The coding region runs from base 177 to 503 and encodes 108 amino acids. The record is from RefSeq and is a predicted model, not a curated record.
CAUAUGGAAACAUUCUAUGGUUUGCUUUAAUCUUAAUAAUGAAAGUUUUAGCUCCUUGCCAUUACCCAACUAUGAUUAAGUAUUCUACGUGUACGUGCACAUUGGAGUGCGUGAUGAUUGCUUGAAUCUAAUGCUCAACAAUUUUAGUUAUUGUGAAGUGUGGAUUAUGAAAGAGUAUGGCAUAUCCUCGUCCUGGUAACAAUGAUAUAGUUAACGAUUUGAUGCCUAUUUCUUUCUUUAAAGAAAGGAAGAUAUUGUUGGCAAACUUCCUCCUCUGUAACGUUGCUUGUGUGAAUUUGCAAACUUUGGAGAUUACGGAUUUUGAACUCCCUGGUUUCGGUAGAAUAUGGAAUGUGUAUGUAUGCCCGGAGAACCUGCUUUCGUUCAAGGAUGCUGAAGAUGGUCUUGCCAGGGACACGAAGAACGAACGCCAAAAGGCGAAGAUUAAUGAGAAAAGCAAAAAGGUUUUUACAAUAAUUUGCUUCUAUUAUGCAAAAAUAUGAUGUGUGGAGGAAAGAAAAUAGUCACUGGGAGGGAAGUCGAGAACGUUUAGGGAUUGGAAAUAAUGAGCUGAUUCCUUGAUCUAAUUUCGAGUCUUGACCCAUGUAGUGAACGGAUUAGAGGACAACACCUUAUAUAGUUUAUAUUUAUAUCAGUUUGUUUUGUUCUUUGUUUGUGAUGAUCAAUUUCAUAGUGAAACGAACUCAUAUGAUUAUUUUUUUCAAUGGUAUACUUGAGUUUCAAUGUUAUCCUCUAUUUAUAACAACCUUGAAGAUGCAACAAGCUUACAAAGAGAGCGAUUUAAUUACUUCGUACUAAUUUAUUUUGAUUAAUUGUGACAGAUGUGACGUCACGAAUUAUUAAUUAUAUGUUGCCGAAGAUCAGAAACAACAUUUGAUAGCUCUAUACCCUAAUCAUUUUUAAUAGUUCCAAGUUUUUAGAUACCUGUAAAAAUGGACCAUAAUUGAGCACAAAACUAGUUAUUAAUCUUUUUUUCAGUUAAAGAUAACUUUAAUGAAAUAUCAUA